AUUUUGGAGGAGUAAUGAAUUGAUUUGUUUUUGAAUUUGUUUUGUUACUAAUCGAUGCGCUCAAACAUAAAGAGUAACCUCCAAGGUUUUAGAACUAAAGAAUUCAGCUUGACUUUAUUAAAGUAACAUACGUGAAAGUCAUUGAAAUUUUAGCAACAUCAUCCAUAAGCUUUGUGGCUCUAUCUCAGCUGUUUGGAGGUGACUGACAUUCGUGCAAUCAACCUUCUUGACGUACUGCUUACAAAGCCAAAAGCUCGUACGGUUGGAAGUGAUAAAGUUAUUUGGAAACAGUUUUGGUCAAAUAUACAUGAAAGUGUGAGUUGAAGUGUUUGUCAACAAGAAAUAUGAGCGAAUUAAACCAAGAAGAAAUCCGUAGAAAACGAAUAGCAAGAUUAGCUGCUUUGGAAAGAGCUACUACAGGUUCAGUGUCUCCUCAGGAAACUCCAAUCUCUCAAUCCCCAAUAAAUUCCCAAAGAGAACCAAGCAUAGAACCUUCAGAAGAACCAAAACUGAUUGAAGAGGAUAAACCAAACGAAGAAUACCCCUCGAACAGUGAGGCACCGAGAACCAGCGAUGGGGUGUUUCAAAUUCCUAGCAAGCCUAUCGACGUACCUUGCGGCGCCAGGCAUAGAUCUAGGCCCCCGCCUCAAAGAAGUGACUCAGAUACUAGCUCUACUCACAUGGAAGUUGACGAAUGUAUCGGUUCAAGCGACAAGAUUGGUGGGACGAACACAGACAUCGACUCCGGAUUUGAGAACAUGGAGGUUGGUUGGUUUUAUAACACCCUGAAGUUGCACAAGUAUAAAUACCCAGUCAUUCCACGAUUCGUUGACGAAAGCGACAUAAGGAAAGAAAGAAAGAGAGCCAGCUCGAUAGAACUGACCGAUGAUCAGCUGUGCAACACCGUAGCCAGAAUACUGGGCGCCACCUACAGAUUGGACCUGAAAUCAAGACUGUACCUACCCCAAACCGCUGAAAUGUUAGCCCAGUCCCAGAGUCCGAGAAUUUCCGAAUUGAUAUCCAUGUCGAUAAUGGAGGUGUUGGUCAUGAUCAGAGAGGGCGAGGACCCCUUCCAAGAGGUCUCCAUGGAUGUGAAUACGGCGGACAACGGAGAAUGCAGCAGUAUGAAAUCCUUUUCUGCCAGUCCCACCUUGAAUUUGAGCCCUUCCCCAAGUCCUGUUAGCAGUUGUCCGAUAUCCGUGCCCCCUGUCCAAGGUGGCUAUUGCGAUGAGAAUACCCGUACAGGCAGAGCUCUCAAUUUCAUCUUAGACUCUUACGCAAGAGUAGGAGUCGAGGAGAGAAACCAUCCCAGGAAGUCAAGUAUGCCACCACUGAACAGCGUUCUGUCCGAACUCAGGGCUCAAUUGGUACAAUACGCCAGUUUGGUUUUACAGGGAAUUGUUAUACCGAUAGAAGCAAAAACAAUCAAUGGUCCAAAAUCGCCUCUGUUCAAAUCGCUCACGGAUCAAACGAUGCCGCGUGGCUUUUUAUCUGAACUUGUUGCCAGCGUUCAUGUAAACGAUAAUGUUAUGUCUACUAUUUUCGGACCUAUAAUGCAAGGUUUAUUUGCGUCAAUGCAAGAGGCCAGUGUGGUCGACGAUAAACUCAGGGGACCCAUACAAACUCUGCUCGAACUAGCAGAGCUCCGAUAUAACAACAGGCCUUUUUGUACUUUCAUAACGAAGCAGCCACAGUUCAUGCCAGAAAUUUGUACUCCGGUGCCGGGCAGGGAAAUAAGCUGUACAUCUUUCCUGGCACCUUUCCUAUCGGUGUCUGUUUUCGACGAAGAUGAGCCACUCAUAGCAGAAAAAUUCUUCUCCGGCAACUCACAGACAGAUAAAUCGGUCAAUCAGACACUUCAGUUGGAAUUAGAGACCACCAGAAUGAGUGUCUACAGGAUCUUCCAUUGCUUGUUGGCAAAUAUGGAAAGCAGGGAUCCAACCCUUAAUUAUAUCGCAUUCGUCCUGAAGUGCAACGAAAAGAGAUCUCAGAUUCAGGCCAACGAAGGGGCGUUGGCCGGAGAUGGCUUCAUGCUGAACCUCCAAACCGUCCUACAGAUGCUGUCGAUGAAGAUCAAGUUGGAUAAGAUCGAUCCCCAGUAUCCCUUCCAUCCGGAAACUAUGGUCAACAUAAAGAACGAGACCAGGAUAAAGUACACGUCUCAGGAGGUGGAAAAUUGGUUAGAUAGCUCAAAAGAUACCGUCAAGUUCCUGUCACCAAACUUCUCGACAAUCUGUUGGUUCCUCACACUCCACUGCCACCAUUUGUCCCUACUGCCGGCUCUUCAGAAGUACCAGAGGUUGUUGAAGUCGAUCAGAGAGCUGCAGAAGCUGCUCGACGAGAAGGUGUCCACCGAAGCGCAGUGGAAGAACACGCCUCAAGCCCACCACAACAAGAUCGUGAUAAAGAGGUGGAAAGUAGAAUUGAAAAAGAUGAGCAACUCGAAGUUGUGCGCAGAGGCCGGCUUGCUAGAUAAGAAUCUGAUGAAGAGGACCCUGAUUUUCUACACGUCCGUGGCGGAGUAUCUGCUGAUGCUGAUGAACAAGGACGAUGCAGAAAGCCAGGCCACGUUUUCAGCGUUGCCCGAGUGGUACAUCGAAGAUAUAGCCGAGUUUCUUCUGUUCAUUUUGCAGUCCAUGCCGUCUGUUGUAGCGGACAACAUGGAGAAUUCCAUGAUCACCUGGCUCCUCGUGUGCAUCUGCAAGUCUUCCAUGAUCAAGAACCCCUACCUCGUGGCCAAGAUAGUCGAGGUGGUCUUCGUGCUGAGCCCCUCGAUCCACCCGCGUUGCGAGAACCUGCACUCUCGCCUGAUGCACCAUCCGCUGUCUCAGGAAUCGCUGCCGAGCGCGCUGAUGAAAUUCUACACAGAUGUCGAAACGACUGGAUCGAGCUCGGAGUUUUAUGAUAAGUUCUCGAUCAGGUAUCACAUAAGCUUGAUCAUCAAAGGAAUGUGGGAUUCCCCUGUCCAUCGACAAGCCCUAGUGAACGAAUCUAGAAACGGCAAGCAGUUCGUACGUUUCGUAAACAUGCUGAUGAACGACACAACCUUCCUACUUGACGAAUCGUUGGAAAGUUUGAAGAGGGUGCAUAAGAUACAGGAACUGAUGAGCGACGAAGCGAGGUGGUCUAAGUUGUCGCCGGAACAGCAACAGAGCAGAACGAGGCAAUUGGCAGCUGACGAAAGGCAGUGCAGAUCGUACCUCACUUUGGGGAGGGAAACUGUCGACAUGUUCCACUACCUCACCAUCGACAUCAAAGAGCCAUUCCUACGUCCUGAACUAGUUGACAGAUUAGCUUCGAUGCUCAAUUUCAAUCUUCAGCAGUUGUGUGGACCGAAAUGCAAAAAUUUGAAGGUCAAAAAUCCCGAUAAGUACGGAUGGGAGCCGAGAAGGCUGUUAAGUCAGUUAGUUGACAUUUACCUCCAUCUAGACUGUGAUAAAUUCGCUUCAGCCCUAGCGGGCGACGAGAGAUCGUUCAGAAAGGAACUGUUUGAUGACGCUCUGGUACGGCUACAAAGGAUAGGAAUCAAGUCGACCAGCGAACUGGAGCAGUUCCAGGCUUUGGCCGUGAAGGCCAACAAGGUCUGGAUAAACAAUCAGAAGACCGACGAUUGGAUGGCUGACGCGCCAGACGAAUUCAAGGACCCUCUGAUGGACACCCUGAUGACUGAUCCUGUCCGUUUGCCCAGCGGACAAGUUAUGGACCGGGCGGUCAUCAUGAGGCAUUUGUUGAACAGCAGUACGGAUCCGUUCAAUAGGCAACCUCUUACGGAGGAUAUGCUGGUUCCUGCAUUGGACUUGAAGGAGAGAAUCGUAAAUUGGCGUUCCAAGAAAGCCAGAUCGUCAUCAAAUUAAAUAAUUCUUUAAGUUAUAUUUGAAUUGUAAUUAUUUUUAUAUGCGAAUAAAUCCUGUAUGUAGAUAUAUAAUUUAAGCCUGAAUAUUUUCAAUUCAGAUAUUUCAUUGUUAAUUUGGAAAGGUAAAUAUCAAUUCAUUCUUUACAGCAAAGGCUGAUUUUGAUAUUAAGGAUCUCUUUAUAAUUUAAGUUGUGCUGCUACAGAAACUUAGAGAGAAGGAAAACUGCCAUAGUGUUGUAACAUACAUAGACGAUUAUUGCUUUUCGCAUACUUAUUUCUAUUCUGAAUUGCCAACACUCUGUUUGUAUAUAAAGAUUGACUAGAUGUAUAUUUAGGGAGAUUGAUUAUAUUCUUAGAAUUAAGAUAGCAAAUCGCAAAUUUGCCUUUUUCUGUUUAAUUUCAAUCCAAUUUUACUUUUCAAUUCAGGAAAAGACGAGUUUGCGUCUGAAUGAGGAAACUUUUAUAUGAAACUAAAUUGUAUUUGUGGUCUAAUAGAAUUUUUACUUGAUACAAUA
Molecule: messenger RNA, 4368 nt
Organism: Harmonia axyridis
Lineage: Eukaryota; Metazoa; Arthropoda; Insecta; Coleoptera; Coccinellidae
Gene: Ube4B
Product: ubiquitin conjugation factor E4 B
Exons: 15
Coding region: 345-3854 (1169 amino acids)
Biological process (GO): protein polyubiquitination
Cellular component (GO): nucleus; ubiquitin ligase complex; cytoplasm
Molecular function (GO): ubiquitin-ubiquitin ligase activity
Source: RefSeq, a predicted model, not a curated record